UAAAUACACCCCCCCAAAUACUACUUCAUCAUCAACACAUUCUUCAUCACCAUUCACCAUAUUCACCACUACUUCUUCUCAAUCUCAUCUUUUACUAAACAAUGGCCAUUAUCAAGAAAUACUCCAACAAACUACCUCAAAAUGCAGUUUUGAAACAAAUCCUUAAAAGAUGUUCAAGCUUAGGAAAGAAUGAACAACCUAUGGAUGUUCCAAAAGGUCAUUUUCCAGUCUACGUAGGUGAAAACCGUAGUAGAUAUAUUGUUCCAAUAUCUUUUUUAACUCAUCCUGAGUUUCAAUCACUACUUCGUCAAGCUGAAGAAGAAUUUGGUUUUGAUCAUGAUAUGGGCCUUACUAUUCCUUGUCAAGAAGUUGUUUUUCAAUCUCUAACAUCAAUGAUUAGAUGAAAGAGAAUGACAUAUAUAAAUGGUUGUGAAUAUUUGGAGAAGAUCUAUAUGAUCACCAAAGAUGAAGUAAAUAGUUUUUUGCUUCACUUUUUUUCAUUCUCCAUUUUUAUCAUAGCCAUUUAGGUUUGGUUCUCAUUGUGGAUGUAAUAUUUUUACAUCUUAUUCUUUUUUAUUUUUGGGAGUGGGUGAUGAUGAGGCUUGCAUGUUUCAACAACCUAUUUAUUUUUAGUGGUUUUUUUUUUUUUUAUGUGUAUUAUUAUGUAGCUCUAACUUUUUACUCGUGAUUAAAUCAUGGGUUGAAAAUUGUAUAAAGGUUUUCUUGCGGAGGUUAUGUGUAGUUUUACCCUGUGAGAGAUAUUUGUUUGAUCGUGUCAUUGAAUUGAAUGAAAGCAAGGUGGUUAGUUACUU
Messenger RNA from Medicago truncatula (barrel medic), 812 nucleotides. Its product is annotated as auxin-responsive protein SAUR50. The transcript has a single exon. Bases 102 to 404 code for a protein of 100 amino acids. Gene Ontology annotation, biological process: response to auxin. NCBI's taxonomy places the organism in Eukaryota, Viridiplantae, Streptophyta, Magnoliopsida, Fabales, Fabaceae. The record is from RefSeq and is a predicted model, not a curated record.